Molecule: messenger RNA, 2002 nt
Organism: Cucurbita maxima (winter squash)
Lineage: Eukaryota; Viridiplantae; Streptophyta; Magnoliopsida; Cucurbitales; Cucurbitaceae
Product: glutamate--glyoxylate aminotransferase 2-like
Exons: 14
Coding region: 431-1858 (475 amino acids)
Biological process (GO): biosynthetic process; photorespiration
Molecular function (GO): L-alanine:glyoxylate transaminase activity; glycine:2-oxoglutarate transaminase activity; pyridoxal phosphate binding
Source: RefSeq, a predicted model, not a curated record
AACACCCGCCACUACUUGUCGAUUCAUUGGCCGAAUACGACCAUGAGCCAACGUAACAGAACCGCCAAAUUUCUGGACUCUUAUCAAAACUGAAGUUUCUGCAUGAAGCUGCGCCACACUUUUGGUGCAUCAGCUUUAUCUCCUUAAGGCAAAAAUCCACAUUCCAAAUUUCAGUGGCUCUGCUGCAUCGUUUCGUUCACAAUCUCAUUGCCAACAAAAACUGAGCCCCUGCUCCCAAUUCUGUGUCACUCGCUCACGAGUUCCACUACCUUCUGCAGCGCUUGCCUCGAACAAACAAGUUCUUUUUCUUCCCCUUGCAAACACUUGAAUCAAAAUUUUCUCUAUUUGGGAGUGUUUCGCUUCCCAUUUUCUGUUCCGGGCAGAUUGUGUUUAGUUGGAGUAAUAGCUACUAGAGGUUAAGUAAAUCAUCAUGUCACAAAAGGCACUAGACUACGAGUCGAUUAAUGAAAAUGUGAAAAAGGCUCAGUAUGCUGUGAGAGGAGAACUGUAUCUGCGAGCUUCUGAGCUUCAAAAAGAUGGGAAAAAGAUUAUUUUCACAAAUGUUGGGAAUCCUCAUGCUCUUGGACAGAAGCCAUUGACUUUUCCACGUCAGGUUGUUGCUCUUUGUCAAGCUCCCUUUCUGUUGGAAGAUCCUAAUGUAGGAUUAUUAUUUCCUGCUGAUGCUAUUGCAAGAGCCAAAAGUUAUCUCUCGCUGAUUCCGGGAGGGCUAGGUGCUUACAGCGAUUCUCGAGGACUUCCUGCAAUUAGGAAGGAAGUAGCAGACUUUAUAGGAAGGCGAGAUGGCUAUCCAAGCAAUCCAGAACUCAUAUACCUCACCGACGGUGCUAGUAAAGGUGUAAUGCAGAUAUUGAACACCAUUAUCCGUGGUGAAGGGGAUGGGAUUUUGGUCCCGGUUCCACAAUACCCUCUUUACUCGGCUACAAUAGCACUGUUUGGGGGCUCUCUUGUUCCAUACUACCUAGAAGAGACUGAAAAUUGGGGUCUUGACAUUAACGACCUUCGCCAAUCAGUUGCUCAGGCUCGCUCCAAAGGAAUUAAUGUAAGAGCAAUGGUGAUUAUAAAUCCUGGCAACCCCACUGGGCAAUGUCUUAGUGAAGCAAAUCUGAGAGAGAUUCUGAACUUCUGUUUCCAAGAAAAUUUGGUCUUACUUGGAGAUGAGGUGUAUCAGCAAAACGUAUACCAGGAUGAACGCCCCUUCAUUAGUUCGAGAAAGGUAUUACUAGAUAUGGGUCCACCUAUUAGCAAGGAACUGCAGCUUAUUUCUUUUCACACCGUGUCGAAAGGAUAUUGGGGAGAAUGUGGACAGCGGGGUGGAUACUUCGAGAUGACCAACAUUCCUCCAAAGACGGUCGAUGAAAUAUAUAAGGUUGCUUCUAUAUCACUCAGUCCAAACGUUCCUGCUCAGAUAUUUAUGGGGUUGAUGGUCAACCCACCCAAGCCUGGUGAUAUUUCUUAUGAUCAUUAUUCUAGGGAAAGCAAGGGGAUCCUUGAAUCACUGAGGAGAAGGGCAAGAAUAAUGACUGAUGGAUUCAAUAGCUGUAAAAAUGUAGUCUGCAAUUUCACAGAAGGUGCCAUGUAUUCAUUCCCACAAAUACGCCUCCCGCCGAGAGCGAUCGAGGCUGCCAAACAGUUGGGAAAAGUUCCUGAUGUUUUAUACUGCCUCAAGCUCUUAGAAGCCACUGGAAUCUCCACUGUUCCAGGCUCAGGUUUUGGGCAGAAAGAAGGGGUGUUCCAUUUGAGGACAACCAUCUUACCUGCUGAGGAAGACAUGCCUGAGAUCAUGGCAAGCUUCAAGAAGUUCAAUGAUGCAUUCAUGGAGGAAUACGAAGGGCGUUAAUCAAGGGCGUGAUCAGAUCGGCUUCGAAUUCACUAUGUACUCUCUAUGGAUAAUGUAAACUGUAAAGCUUCUGCAAGCAUACAUAAUAUCUAACCUUAUUAUGAGAACUCAAUUAUUCUAUGGGAUUGGAUGUCAUGUUUUACA